Messenger RNA from Venturia canescens, 5980 nucleotides. Its product is annotated as cubilin-like. Gene Ontology annotation, cellular component: plasma membrane. NCBI's taxonomy places the organism in Eukaryota, Metazoa, Arthropoda, Insecta, Hymenoptera, Ichneumonidae. The coding region runs from base 15 to 2678 and encodes 887 amino acids. The record is from RefSeq and is a predicted model, not a curated record. The transcript is spliced from 3 exons.
UGGCUGGGAAAAACAUGCCUGCACUAGCAGCUGUAAGUUGGGGUUGGUGGUGGGGCUUCUUCGGUCUAGCUCUGCUCGUCCUUGCCACCCCGAGUCCCGCCGCCAUGCGCAAAGCGGAACGCGACCACUGCAACAAGUCCGUCGACAUUUACGAGGACGUUUCGAGUCCCUCGGUCAGCCCAGAGACGUGGGGCAAACCCUUGACAUGCUGGUACCGAUUUCGAGCCUUUCGUGGCACUCCACGAGAUUGGAUACUUCGUGUCAGAUUCAAGAAAUUCAAAGUCGGCGUACUCGUGAACGCCACAACCUGCGCUGGAGGAUAUCUCCAGAUUAUCGAUGGAAACACAAAGACGGAAGUGAACAAUCGGAAGGAUCCCGGGGUAUUUUGCGGGGAAUCGGAACAGCCUCAAACUUUCAUAUCGGAGACGAGCUUCGUUCGCGUCCUAUUUCACGCUGACAACUUCACCGAUCAGACCUACUUUAGCUUCGAUUCAAGAGCGGAACAACAGUUCGAUAUAUAUUUACGGUACGGACAACAUCCGGAGUUAUAUCCGAAUAGACGAGGGGAAAUAGUUCCCGGGAGCUACUGCGAACGAGUAUUCAACGACUGCAAACUACAGACGUGCUACGUGCAGAGCCCCGCUUAUCCGGGAAUAUAUCCGCGAGCUCUUCACUGCAAAUAUCGACUUAACACGAGACAGCCGUUCAUUAAGCUCUACAUUGAAAACGAGGAGUUCAACAUUGACGGGCAACGCUGUGAGAAUAUCAUGACGUGCCCUAUGAGGCCGAUAAUUUCGGGCUCGGAGCACUGUCCGUACGAUUACAUAAGACUGUACGACGGCAAGGACGAGACUGCUCCGGUAAUCGGGACGUUUUGCGGCAUGGGUAAAUUUCCUUACAGCAUUAUCGGGACGAGCGAAAAUCUUUACGUUGAAUUCGUCUCCUCGCCCGCCGGGCCUCUCCUCAAUACGGGUUUUCACUUCAACGUUGGAAAUUGGCCUGGACAGAUGAAGACGGCUGGGGUGAAGAACGGCACGUGCGAUUGGCUGCUGAACAGCGAGGCACUCGCCACUGGCAGCGAGGGCAUAUUUCUCUCCGUUUCUCACUGGUAUCCACCGCACACGAGCUGCACUUAUCGCCUCGAAGGUAGACCCGGUGAAAUAACGAGAUUGUACUUUCCGAGUUUUCGUGUGAACAGGAUCGAGUCCCCGAUCGUACCGUACGACGGCGACUGCGGCGAGAGCUUGACUCUGUACGACGCGAACUGGCCGGACGACGCUAGAAUAAUAAAAACAUUUUGUGAUACAUUUAGUAAACCCAUGGAGAAACACGAUUUUGUUUCUACUUCAAACUCACUCUUUGUUCGAUUCGAAAGCAAGACGGGAAGCUAUUCCGGCAGCUCGUUGUACUACUGGGCCCAUUACGACUUCUUCAACGCAACGAGGUUCGGGGAACCCGUGCCAAACACCGAGUGCGACGAGACUUUUGCCGCCUGGAAAGCCAAGUCCGGACGCCUGCGCUCGCCCCUCAAUACUUUGGUCUACAAACGACCCGGCGAUCCACCCACCGACUUGUCCUGCACCUACAGCUUCGUCACUGACAAACGUCUCUAUGCCAGAGUCAUACUGACCGUCGAAUCGGUCUCGUUCAAGGACAACAAUCCCUACGCCCAAUGCGGACACUGCUGGGAAAGUCGGGCCGACAGAAUAAUCAUAAGGGAACCGGGUCAUGACUCGGAGAAGGGUCAUUGCUUGUGCAAACUCUCGGCAUCCCAGCCCUCUCUCAGGAUCGUUUCGAGAGGCGAAAAACUCGAUCUCAAGCUUCUCGUGGACGGUGCUCACGCCGCAGCGAGUUACUUUAAACAACCGUCUCCAUUGUUCGAAGCGAGAUACGAUUUCGUGCACAGUCCUCUUUGUGGCCCGGCUUUGUUGGCUCCAAACACCGACGGCGAAAUAGAAUUUCCGCACUACGAGGCUCUCGGCUACGUCACACCACCACGUUCCAUUAAGUGCAUCUGGGAGCUCAGAGUAAACCCGGAAAAAGAUCUUUGGUUGCACUUUGACAAGAUCAAAUUUGCCUCGAGAUCCUGCGAGGAUGGUAAACUCGAGAUAUUUUUGGCUGGUUCGUUGGAGCCCCAUCUCGGCAUAUGCGGUGAAAACGUCAGCUUUGUUCGGGAAAUGCCGAUAUUCGAAGCAGCUAAACUCGGUUCUCCUAAUCCCGUUGAUGGCGAACCACCACCGGUUGUUAUACAAUUCACAGGAUCGAUGGCUCCGGCGAGAGUAGCUUUCAAAAUAGCUUGGACCGAAUUGUACCACCUUCCAAGGGAUGGCUCGGGCGCUCUCAAGACCCAAAAACUCGAAGAUUGUGGUUUCCACUGUCCUGGCGAUACCGGAUGUAUACCAAUCCGCUUACUCUGUAACGGCGUCGUCAAUUGUCCAACGCCGACUUUCGCCACUGGUACUUUCAACAUGAGCCUCCUCGAGCCCGACGACGAGGCGGUUGAGACCUGCGGUGGGCCGAUCGGCAGCAGUACCGGCAGCGCGGUUGGUCCAGCUGGAUGGGCGGGCGCUGGUCUCGGCGCUGGAUUAGCCGUCAUACUGGGUCUCGCCUGCCUCAUCGCGGCCUGUCGUAUCUGCCGAAGAAGAAGUCGAUCUCGUGACAUUCAUGUACCUUACUGAUUCAACGAUUUAUCAUCCAGCGAAAUUCGCUUUCACUGAUGAAUACGCAUCGCGCCUAAAGUGAACAAGUGUUUCCCUCGGAGUGACGAAACUCGAGUAACUGUUGACUGUUAAACGCGGAUUACGAGCUAAAGUUUCGAGUGAAACUGCACAAACUGUUACGAGCAUUCUCGGAUCUGUUCGCACUACGAUUAACCAAGUUUCUACACAAACGAUCCUUCCAUUUGUUUGAAAUUCAACGUUGAUACUGUCGUUUACUCGCACCUCGGAUGUUCAAGAUUUCGUACGAAUCUCCAAAAAUGACUUUGUUUUGAAGAAUCCGUUUGCCAAAUUUAUGACGAUCAAAGAAAAACUGUUUCCCAGGGCCAACGCGGCCGAAUUAAUCGACCUCGUCUCUAAUCAACUUGUUUCUAUCGAUACCGUGGAAACUCUCGAUUAUCCUUUCAUCUCUCUAAUUCAGUUUGCUCGCUGUUGCCACGGAGAAACAUCCGGCGGUUCGAGGGGAACGUUGACCUCUCAGACAGUGAGAAAGCUUUUCGUGCCCGGGACACGUUCCUUAUUCUCGUUUCUUCAGGGAAUUCUGGAUGCUGAAAAAUAAAUAAGAUUAGAUGAGAGAGAGAGAGAGAGAGAGUGUGUCAAAGAUGGAUAGUGGGACAAAGAGAGAUGAAUGAUACGCGAGUACUCAAUCGAUUAAGCCCCGUUAGCUCCAAACUUUACUACCCUAAGUUAUACAUCGAGCCGACGCAUUUCAUCGAUAAGCACACAGUCUAAGAAGAGUACCCUCGUGAUUAACCUCUCUUACACACACUUAUAUUGUUCUCGAAGAGAGAGAGUGAGAGAGAGAGAGUGAGACAGGACGAGGAGAAGAUCGAUGGAUGACCCGAACUGGUCUCGCUAUCUCAGCCCCUAAAUCUUGAUGAGACACGUCGUUUCUCCAUAGCCUGCGAGCUGUGGUUAGCAAUGGGGGAGGGGGCAGGUGGGGAGGAUCGUUUGCACGAUAAUGGAGCGUGAUUCUGGUUCACCGGGCGACUAACUACGAUAUACCUACGAUAGUGUACUCGUGUACAGGAGUCUUCUGUUGUACAUGAUAUUCCGCGUGGUAUAAGUCAGGCAUUGAAACGCUCUGGAGGUAGAUCGUUUUCCUGAAUUGCUCGAGCUGUUCAACGAGCCCCGAGCUAAUCUCGAUAAGCUUUUACCACAAAGAUACUUCCUUCAGAGGAAAAUCAUUUUUUUAUGUUCUACAUUCCGUCUUCGCGUGGUCGAGAAUCUAUCCUGAUUCAGUGGUACACGAUCGCAUCGAACUUAUUGAACUAUCGAUCGAUAUGGGCGGAACAGAAAUGCAAAAAGAUUCCAACGUUAGAUGGCCCCAUUCCGAGAACGUGGGUUCGAUGACAUUCUGGCUACGGAUAGUCUCUUCAAGCCCAAUGAACCACCCGACUAAGUGCAUCAUACACGAGACCAAUUACGCCUGCUCACAUAGCCCAUCAACUUCUCGAGCCUGUUCUCGAUACAAUCAAACUUUCAGCCAAUGGAACGACGUAGCAGAACGUUUUCGAACGUUCUCAUACAACCACAUAACUGCGGGUGUUAUGAAGUUUCUAUUACGUUAGAACAUCCGAUACCGACGUGAUCUGAGGAGUAAAUGGAGAGGUUACGCAGUGGCUUCCACCGCGAGCACAUGACUCACUCAGAUUGUAUACUAUCCUGUUGCGUUACACAUGUACAGUGAUAACCGUAGGAAGCCUAACGAGGUAUCAUCGAGAAGCGGAAUCUCUGCAAAUGAGCUUCAUCGACACAAAGAUAUCACAUUGCCGUUUGUUUGAGAGAAUCCGAAUCAAUACUCGUGCACAAACUUUCCUGUCUCUGAACAAGGAGCAAAGGCAGUUGACCAUCAACAUUGUACGUCAUCGUUCACUUGCUCAACGUCGAAUCUUCCAUCUGCAAUGAAAAGACGAAUUAUAUUAUGAAUGUGUGAUGGGGAAAAAUUCUGUGAUGUAAGAAAAUCGACUUACGAACGGUUUAACGAAACUCCCGUGCAUCCAGGACCCUCCGUUUUUAUUGAUACUGCAGUUAGAUCGAAAACAUUGACCCGAAAGGUUCCGAUGGAAACUUAACUUCGACGACGUUCCAUAUCACUUCAGUGAAAUGUUGCUGUCCAUCCUCGGGGCAAAUUUUUCUGAUUGGAUACCCAUCGUAAACUCAGAAAUAGGACAAUCCUCGUACAACAAUGUUACGACCUGAUGAAGAUCGACGAAAUAAAAGAACUGUAAAUAUUUAUCCACCGACUAGAAAUACUUGUGGGUGAGUAUCGACGUAGGAAGGAAAAACUCAAUAACAGAAGCGAUAUUGUGUUUUUUUCCCAUUAGCUGUAAGAAUAAAAUUAAAGAUUGUUCGAUUAAAAAUAUAAACGACGGAGUUUCGAUCGCAUCGAUCAUGUUCCAUGCGCAAUGAAGGAUUACGAAAAAAAAACGUCUCAAGCUUCGAUACGACGUCGCACUUGUACAUAUGCCAUAUUUACGUAGCUGCGUGGGGCCGAAUAAUUUAUUUCAUUUAAUAGUUGAAUAAUCAGCAAUUAAAUUCCCAUGAAGCUCUGUAUUCACGCUCACUCUCUUCGGGGUUUGGUGUACGCAAACUCAUCGAGUAUACAUCACGAUUUUGCUAACUUUGUUACAGAACAACGAGCGUUGUUUUGACAUUGAAUAUCAAUUAGAGAAAUCCCCGAAUACGAUAGUGUGGCAAACAACGAACGUUUAUAGAAUACGCUAUUUUCUAAGCGCAAGUACCUUCAGUUAAGUUUGUCUUUUUCUAUAGCUAUCUAUCGCGAAUCGUCCUACAGAGUGGGACCAUCGCCACUGUUCGCUCUUUUAUCAGAUGCACCAAAGAUUCCGUAGUCAUUAUUCUCUGUAGACAUUGCACUACAUUCCUUCUGGAGCUCUUCGACAUUACGAACUUAAGUACGAAAAAUGUUGUUAGACCGAGCGAGCAUCGUUUGGACCCGGCUGAACGCUCUUCAGCAAAUUUUUCGCUCAUUUUUUUUUCAAUUAUUCCAAAUCAUUUGUAACGACAACUCUAUUAAUGACUCGAACGACAAGUGUCUCAACUGUUGAUGGACUAACCGGCAUACCGCGUACGAAGGUUUACACUAGUGUGUGCUACGGUACGCCACGAAUAUAGCUGCCCGCACGGUUGAUCGUCGAUCGUCUUUACAGAUAAAACGCAUUAUUGUAAUUAUUGUAAUGAUUCGAUAUGAUUAUAUUUUUUACUAAUAAAGGUUUGCCUCGAUGGUGAGGUGAAAAAAAGCA